CGCGUGUUUAGCGCAGAUCUCACGCGCCGUACGGAAGUGUGCUCUGGCGCACCGGAAGCGGCCGGAAGAGAGCGAUGGCGGGUUUGACUGUGAGAGACCCUGCGGUGGAUCGUUCUCUGCGUUCGGUGUUCGUGGGGAAUAUUCCAUAUGAGGCUACUGAAGAGCAGUUAAAGGACAUCUUUUCUGAGGUUGGACCCGUUGUUAGUUUCAGGUUGGUAUAUGAUAGGGAGACAGGAAAGCCAAAGGGUUAUGGCUUCUGUGAAUACCAAGACCAGGAGACGGCACUUAGUGCCAUGCGAAACCUGAAUGGGCGUGAAUUCAGUGGAAGAGCACUUCGUGUGGACAAUGCUGCCAGUGAAAAGAACAAAGAAGAGCUGAAGAGCCUUGGCACUGGUGCCCCUGUCAUUGAGUCACCUUAUGGAGAGACCAUCAGUCCUGAGGAUGCCCCUGAGUCCAUUAGCAAAGCAGUUGCCAGUCUUCCACCAGAGCAGAUGUUUGAGCUGAUGAAACAAAUGAAGCUCUGUGUCCAGAAUAGUCCUCAGGAAGCACGGAACAUGUUGCUUCAGAACCCUCAACUGGCUUAUGCUUUGCUACAAGCACAGGUAGUGAUGAGAAUUGUGGAUCCAGAGAUUGCCCUGAAAAUUCUGCAUCGUCAGACAAAUAUCCCAACACUGAUUGCAGGCAACCCUCAGCCAGUCCACAGUGCCGGCCCUGGCUCAGGAUCCUCUGUGUCAAUGAGCCAGCAGAAUCCUCAGGCCCCUCAGGCCCAGUCUUUGGGUGGAAUGCAUGUCAACGGUGCACCUCCUCUGAUGCAAGCUUCUAUGCAGGCUGGAGUUCCAGCACCAGGGCAAAUACCAGCAACUGUAACAGGACCUGGCCCUGGUUCCUUAGCUCCUGGAGGAGGAAUGCAAGCCCAGGUUGGAAUGCCAGGAAGUGGACCAGUAUCCAUUGAGCGGGGACAAGGAACCCUACAGCACUCGCCCGUGGGACCCGCCGGGCCUGCAUCAAUUGAGCGAGUUCAAGUGCCAAUGCAGGACCCCAGAGCAGCUAUGCAGCGUGGUCCCUUGCCUGCCAACGUCCCAACUCCUCGAGGUCUACUAGGAGAUGCUCCAAAUGAUCCACGUGGAGGCACUUUACUUUCUGUAACUGGAGAGGUAGAGCCUAGAGGUUAUCUGGGACCACCUCAUCAGGGUCCACCCAUGCACCAUGUCCCUGGUCAUGACAGCCGUGGCCCACCCCCACAUGAAAUGAGGGGAGGGCCAUUAGCUGAGCCCAGACCUCUAAUGGCGGAGCCAAGAGGACCCAUGCUAGAUCAGAGGGGUCCACCGUUGGAUGGCAGAGGCGGAAGAGAUCCCCGAGGCAUAGAUGCACGAGGAAUGGAGGCACGAGCCAUGGAGGCUAGAGGAUUAGAUGCCAGAGGAUUGGAGGCCCGUGCUAUGGAAGCCCGAGCGAUGGAGGCCCGUGCGAUGGAGGCCCGUGCGAUGGAGGCCCGUGCAAUGGAAGUCAGAGGGAUAGAAGCCAGAAGUAUGGAUACAAGGGGCCCAGUCCCUGGUCCUAGAGGUCCUAUACCUAGUGGAAUCCAAGGUCCCAGUCCAAUUAACAUGGGGGCAGUUGGCCCCCAGGGAUCCAGACAGGUCCCAGUUAUGCAGGGAGCAGGCAUGCAAGGAGCAAACAUUCAGGGUGGAGGUCAGCCUGGGGGCUUUAGUCCUGGCCAGAACCAGGUCACCCCACAGGACCAUGAGAAGGCUGCUUUGAUCAUGCAGGUUCUUCAACUGACUGCCGACCAGAUCGCCAUGCUGCCUCCUGAGCAGAGGCAGAGUAUCCUGAUCUUAAAGGAACAAAUACAGAAAUCCACUGGAGCACCUUGAAAGGUUUUCAAAAAUACCUGGCAACAAAUCUGGAAAUUAAUUCCAUAACUUUGUUGAAAUGUUGCAAAUAGAUGACUUCUGCAUCCUAACCCUUGAAUGACUCAAAUUGGUGCCAGGUGGAGGAUUCCCAUCACCUUCUCUCAGAACAAAAUCAGUUCAUUCUAUUGUCUUAGUUUGUAUAUUUUAUGUGACUUGAAAUAAACUUUGAACACAA
Molecule: messenger RNA, 2082 nt
Organism: Panthera uncia (snow leopard)
Lineage: Eukaryota; Metazoa; Chordata; Mammalia; Carnivora; Felidae
Gene: CSTF2
Product: cleavage stimulation factor subunit 2
Exons: 15
Coding region: 75-1868 (597 amino acids)
Biological process (GO): mRNA 3'-end processing
Cellular component (GO): mRNA cleavage and polyadenylation specificity factor complex
Molecular function (GO): mRNA binding
Source: RefSeq, a predicted model, not a curated record